Molecule: messenger RNA, 534 nt
Organism: Micromonas commoda
Lineage: Eukaryota; Viridiplantae; Chlorophyta; Mamiellophyceae; Mamiellales; Mamiellaceae
Exons: 1
Coding region: 12-488 (158 amino acids)
Molecular function (GO): protein-disulfide reductase activity
Source: RefSeq, a predicted model, not a curated record
CGACGGCGGGUAUGAACCGGCGGGACGAACCCGGCGCGUCCACGUCUUCCUCGUCUACCCUCGUCGCCCUCGUCGACGGCGACUGCGCGCUGUGCAGCGGCUACGCGCGUCUCGUCUCCGCGCUCGAUGGCAAAGGCGCGGUGUACUUCGAGACGCAGCAGAGCGACGCGGGGCGGGCGCUGCUCAAGCGGUGCGGGAUGCCCACGGACCUGAGCUCCAUCGUGGUCGUCGAGGUGUCACCCAAGGGCAAGGCGGUCGGGUACGUUAGGUCCACGGCUGUGCUGAGGACGUUCCUGGCGCUCGGGGCGCCGUGGUCGGCGCUCUACCUGACCGUGGCCAUCCCCGAGUUUAUCCGCGACGGGGUGUACGGGCUGGUGGCCAAACAUCGGUACUCGGUGUUUGGGACGAACGGCGGGAGAUGCGCGCUUCCGGACGCGGUGACGCGGCGACGGAUCGGCCGCGUACUCCCCGCGGGCCUGCUAGACUAGCCCGUCUCCCUUUGCUCGUACACUGGUUCAACUACACGGGUUCGCU